Messenger RNA from Urocitellus parryii (Arctic ground squirrel), 2417 nucleotides. The record is from RefSeq and is a predicted model, not a curated record. Lineage: Eukaryota; Metazoa; Chordata; Mammalia; Rodentia; Sciuridae.
GCCACAGCCCAUGCCAGGGUCAGAGGGCCCAGGAGAGUGGCCUUCUCCCUUCUCUUUUCUGAUUGAGGUGGGUAAAAACCCUGGGUGUCCUUUGGUGCCCUGUGCUUACUUCACUGGGUGGAGUUGGCCCUCAGGAGCACUGUUAGGUGGUCCUGGUCAAGUGGGUUUGGUCAGUGCAAAUUUGGUGGCCACUGAUUGUCUAGCUGAUCUACUCUCCCCACUUCUUGUUGGCGAGUGUUCACUUCAGUGGGUGUGGUAGGGUGCAAAGCUGGGCUCUCAGAAUAUAGGGAUGGCCACCCAGCGCCCAGGGUAGCACACUGAGUCACGACUAGACCAAGGGAGGGGCCCUAGCAGGUGGGUGACUCCUGGUGCGGCAGCAGCUGCAGCUCAGGGCUGAGGGCUGCUGGGGAGGUGCUCUGAGGCAGCGACAGGAAGUGAGGUGGGGAGCUCUACCAGGCCCACAAAGACCUUCCUGGCUGCCCCAGACAGGGCCGUGGAGGAGCCGCGUGGUGGCCUUGGUAAGUGCCUGCUCUGCCCUCCAGCAUGGGCAAUUCCCCAAGCCCCUCAGGGGCGCUCCUUGCAUUUGGGAGGGCUUGGACUGGCCUGCUCAAAGCAUUGGGAACUGGCUGUGUUCUAGUUAAUCAGACUGGGCCCUCCCACAUGCCCGUGCAAGAAGCCCGCUGCUGAGUCUGGGUAGACUGGCCUCAACCUUCAGGAUUACCCCUUGAAUCUCCCCUAACUCUUACAGAUAGUUGGUGGGCCCACCUGUCACCCACCACCCAUUUCCCAGGCAACUCUGCUGACAUCAAUCCAGCAUUGGUGGCAGAGACCAGGGGGAGGAGAGCCAGAGCGGUGGGAGGACAUUUCAGUGCCUGAAGCUGGCCUCUUCUGCCUCUUCUCCUACUCCACUUCAAGGUCCAAGCUCUCUACUGAGAUGGCUUAGGGGCAUCACCUAAGACAAGGGGGCCACAGCUGGGCAGGGUGGGUAGGCGAGGUCUGUGGCCUGUGGCUCAUAGGCCCAGGGGUGUAACUGCAGGGACUUCCCCCAGGUCAUGGGUUUGGGCUGCAGUGACCACAGCAUGAUCAUGGCCAGGUUACAAUUGCCCUAGCCAUGCUCUGCCAUCACCAUGACCACCUGCAAUUAUGGUGAAAGUGCAGGCAGAGUACUUCUUUUCACCAGGAGUUCCAAGCUAGAGGUGGAAGGGUGGGUGCCCCUGUGUAAGGUCAGGUGUUUCCGGUAUGCUGAGUCAGAACAGGGGGAGGAGCCCACCCACAGAGGGAGGGGCACAAGUGGGGCUGCCAUUUGUGUGCCCCAUCCUCAAGCCAGCCCCAGUGCCCCUCUCUUCUGCCCCCAGGCCCCUGCCUCACAGGAUGGGGCAACCAGUGCCCUUGGCCCUGCCCACCCUCUGGGUCCUAGGGUGCUUCUCCCUGCUCCUCUGGCUGUGGGUGCUGUGCACAGCCUGCCACAGGACACGGGUGCCGAGGCAUCGGGCCAGGCUGCAGGGCAGCAUGAUGCCAGUGCAAGUGCAGGUCCGGCACCAGGCUGCAGGAGCUGCACCGCGGCCCACACAGCAGCAUCCCCCACGGCCUGCCAGCAUGGAUCUCCUGCGCCCACACUGGCUGGAAGUGCCCAGGAGCAGCACCAGGCCACAGGCAGCCCCCUCCAUCUUCCCACCACAGCAGUUGCCUAAGGCCUCUCCUGUCUCCCCUUCACCCUUCAUUGGCCCUGAGGACACUUAUUCCAACAUAGGGCUGGCUGCAAUCCCCAGAGCCAGUCUGGCUUCGAGCCCUGUGGUGUGGGCAGGGACACGGCUGACCAUCGGCUGUGCCAGGCCUGGGCCUGGGGCCAGACCUCUGGUGGCUGAAUAUGCCUGCAUCCAGAAGCUCAAGGGGACAGGUCAGGGUCCCCAAGAACUGCAGCAGGGGACUGCUGAGAGGAUCCCAACUGCUCAGGUGGACAUCCUGUACUCCAGGGUCUGCAAGUCUGAAAGCAGGGACCCAGGACUCAUCAAAAACCAGCCAGACCUCAAGGGUGGGGGAUCGAUUCUGGCCCCAAGGAAUGACUUGACCUGUGAGACCCUCCCCCUCAGGGACCUGAGCAUGGACAGCAGGCCCCUGGAAAAUGUGUAUGAGAGCAUCCAGGAGAUGGGGCCCUGAGCAGGAGUCACCCCUCCUGUCUACCUGGUAACACAGUGGAUAUGUGCAGGUGCCAGGCCCCCGUUUCUGCCUCGGGAGGGUUUGGAGACCCCUGAACACCCAGUAUUUACUAUGUUCCUUUCUCCAGAGUGAGCUCUGCCCCUGCAGCUGACAGCACAAAUCCCAGAUCCCAAGGCUUCUAGCCUGUGAGGUUCUAUUUCCACCGUCCACAUGUCCUCUCCCUGCUCCAGAGAAGGCCUACAUCCUAAUAAAGUUCCAUC